Stereum hirsutum FP-91666 SS1 is the source of this 2048-nucleotide messenger RNA. Its product is annotated as dimethylaniline monooxygenase. NCBI's taxonomy places the organism in Eukaryota, Fungi, Basidiomycota, Agaricomycetes, Russulales, Stereaceae. Gene Ontology annotation, molecular function: N,N-dimethylaniline monooxygenase activity; flavin adenine dinucleotide binding; NADP binding. The coding region runs from base 119 to 1879 and encodes 586 amino acids. The transcript has 11 exons. The record is from RefSeq and is a predicted model, not a curated record.
AUCACCUAUCAGUCCAUAUAGCCUGCUGAGUUGCUCUGUUGCUCGAUUGAUCCUCUGAAACUGUGCACUCUUCUCGAAAUAAGCAGGCUAUUUUAAUCGCGCGCUAACUAUCGACACGAUGCCUCACUCUGUCACUGGAGGACCCGUACCCGACGCACACGCCAUCGCCUCAGCUUGGCUCUCAGACUUCGCCAAACCCUUCGAAGCAGGCGACGUCGAAGGCAUCCUACCCUCUAUCCUCCCCAACGGCUGGUUCAGAGACAUCCUAAUCUUCACGUGGGAUAACCGGACUGCUCGCGGCCACGAUGCUAUUCGCGCCUUCCUUGCUCCUAAACUUCCCAACGCGAAGAUAUCGAACAUCCGUCUCGACGACAGACAGUACUUCAAACCUACGUACGGGUCCAUAUUGGGGCCCGUCUUGGGUGUUGUGGCGUGUUUCUUGUUUGAGACGCCGAUUGCGAAGGGACAGGGGUGUGCGAGGUUGAUGCAGGAUGGGGAGGGCAAGUGGAAGGCUAUAUCUGUGUUUUUGAUGAUGCAGGACCUGAAGGGACAUGAGGAGAUGGGUCCUGAGUCUGGUGUGUAUGGAGGGCAUACGAUUCCGUGGCACCGGGUGAAGGCGGAGAGAUUCGCCAAGAUUGAGAGUGAUCCUCAGGUUAUCAUUGUCGGGGCGGGCCAGACAGGCCUGAAUAUUGGGGCAAGGUUCAAGCAGAUGGGUAUCCGUACAAUCAUUAUCGAGAAGAAUAACCGUGUCGGUGAUGUGUGGCGUAAACGCUACCCAACUCUAGUCCUACAUACUCCACGGCCACAUCACUCGCUGAUAUAUCAGAAUUUUCCCGAUACCUGGCCGACCUUCACUCCUCGGGAUAAACUAGCCGACUUCCUCGAACAAUAUGCGGUCUCCCAGGAUCUCCUCGUUUGGACCAACUCCACCAUAGAGCCCACACCAAAGUACGACCCCACCACCGGCCGAUGGACAUGCACGAUCCUCCGCAACGGUACACCCGUCACACUCACCCCCGCCCACAUCGUCCUCGCCGCCGGAACGCUAGGCGCACCGAACGUCCCUGACGUCCCCACCAUGCCCGAAUUCAAAGGCGAAAUCUUCCAUGCUCAGUCGUUCCAAGGCGCGGAGCCGUUCGCUGGCAAGAAGGUCGUGGUGGUUGGAGCGGGGAACACGGCGGCGGAUAUUUGUCAGGAUUCGGUGACGCAUGGUGCGAAGAGCGUGUUGAUGGUGCAGAGGAGCGAUACCGCGAUCGUUUCGGGAAAGAAGACGGAGUUGAUGCUGUUGCAAGGCUGGCCGAUAGAUGUGCCGUGCCCCGUUAGCGAUUUCAUGUUUUCGAGUAUACCGUGGGGUAUGAAGAAGGAGUUCCUUGGAGCUGCGCCUCCGGAUCCUAACGAUAUGGAUAAUGAGCUAUGGGAUGGUGUGGAGGCGAAAGGGCUGAAAGUCGCCGAUAAAGGAGGACAUGGCCAGUUCCUACUCGUGUUUGAGCGUUUUGGCGGCUACUGGCUCGAUGUAGGAUGUGCCGACCUAAUCCGACAGGAUAAAGUAGGCGUUAAACAGGGAGUCGAAAUUGCCAGCUUCACCUCCAAUACUGUCGUUUUCACCGAUGGAAGUGAGGUCGAAGCCGAUGUCGUGGUAUUUGGAACCGGCUAUCGAAGCAUCCUGGAGUCCUUCAAAACCCUCUUCGGAGAAGAGGUCAUCUCGAAGACGCCGGUCCUGUGGGGCUUUGACCAUGAGCAAGAGCUCAGGGGAUGUUAUCGCCCGUCGGGCCAGCCUGGACUGUGGUACGGUGCGGGCGAUUUCUACAACUCGAGAUUCAUGUCAAAACAACUGGCACUGCAAAUCAAAGCUAUCGAGCUUGGGUACAACAAGCAAUAACGACCCUUAGCCUAUUGCUUCGUUCUUUUCGAUGUCCUUUUACUUAGCACAUUCGGCGUCCGAGACGUCGCGAUCAUAUGUAAGGUAUGCUAGAAUCACAUUAUGAUAGACAGGACCUACCGGAGCUACCCCCCGUUUGUCGAUGAAUGUAUUGGACAGUUGGCUUAUA